Molecule: messenger RNA, 1605 nt
Organism: Manihot esculenta (cassava)
Lineage: Eukaryota; Viridiplantae; Streptophyta; Magnoliopsida; Malpighiales; Euphorbiaceae
Product: probable GMP synthase [glutamine-hydrolyzing]
Exons: 5
Coding region: 270-1355 (361 amino acids)
Biological process (GO): base-excision repair
Molecular function (GO): DNA-3-methyladenine glycosylase activity
Source: RefSeq, a predicted model, not a curated record
GUAUGACGUGGCUCUUUUUCACUGGCCACCUCUCUCUCUCAUCCUGAUUCUUUGCUUUCUUCACAAAAAAAGUCCAACCGUAAAUUUCCUACCACCGUACCUUAUUUUCUCUCCAGUUUCCUGCACUUUCUCUCUCCCCAAACAUAACUUCACUCUUACUACUGCAGAAGCACAGUUUUCGUCCUUGGUAACCACAAAUAUUCCAACUGGAAGAGAAAUUUCAAAACUUUACCAAGGUCAUUUCUGGAACAAUAAUUCUGUAGCAGACAAUGUCGGCCCCACCGCGAGUCCGGUCGAUGAACAUUACAGAACCGGAGAACAAGGCACCACAAAAGCCGGUAAAGAAAGCUGAGAAACCUCAGCAGCAGCAAGACAUUGAGUCCAAGGACAAGAAACAUGGGAAAGUGGCGUCGGCUGUUUUGCGACAAAAGUCGAUGAAUGGAUCGUGCUCCUCAGACGCCUCGUCUGAUUCUUCGCACAGCCGGGCAUCGUCCUCGUCCUCGCUUUCUGUUCGGUCAUGGUCGAGUGGGAAAAUGGCGGUGGCGGCACGGAGGAACGGAGUGGUAAGGAGAAAGCAAUGUGAAGUAAGAAUUGACAAAGAGGCGAAAACCGGCGGUGAUGAUGAUAGUGUGGUGGUGGAGAGUGGCAAUGUGCUUAGCGGAAAUAGUGGACUACUGGAUGCAGCUGAUCGGUCGGAAAUAAAGAAAAGGUGCGGUUGGGUUACACCCAGUACUGAUCCAUGCUAUGCAGCUUUCCAUGAUGAAGAAUGGGGAGUACAGGUCCAUGAUGACAAGAAACUGUUUGAACUGCUAUGUCUCUCAGGUGCUUUGGCUGAACUUACUUGGCCUGCCAUUCUCAACAGAAGGCACAUAUUCAGGGAAGUAUUUUUGGACUUUGACCCGUUUGCUGUUUCAAAAUUAAAUGACAAAAAGAUAGCUGUGCAAGGAAGUCCUGCCAGCUCAUUACUAUCAGAAAUAAAGCUGCGAUCCAUCAUUGAAAAUGCGCAUCAAAUGUGCAAGGUCAUAGAUGAGUUUGGGUCUUUUGACAAAUAUAUCUGGAGCUUUGUAAACUAUAAACCCAUAGUUAACCAAUUCCGACACUGCCGUCAAGUUCCAGUCAAGACCCCAAAAGCAGACAUCAUGAGCAAAGAUCUAGUAAGAAGAGGAUUUCGUUGUGUGGGGCCAACAGUCAUGUAUUCAUUCAUGCAAGCGGCUGGAUUGACAAAUGACCAUCUCAUCAGUUGCUUCAGAUUCCAGGAGUGUGUUACUGGGAGACAAGUAAAGGAAAAGGAUGCGAGUCUAAAGCCAAAUACUGACAAGAAAGAACGCAUGGAUCCAAUCGAUAUGGGAAGAUAAGUGCUAUGGAUGAGUAUAGUUCCUCAAAAUAACCACGUCAAGGUCGAUUAUCUGUUCUGUGUAAUUUUUGUAUAAAUAGUUACCACUACUGCUGGAAGUCAAGCUCUCUGUUUUUCAUUUUGGUAUGUAAUUACUUAUUUGAAUUGAUGUGACUGUAAGAUGCAAGCAUUAUUUUGUUCGAUCAAGUGAGAAUACGUUGAAAGAUUCUUCGAGAAAAUAUACCUCAAAAUGAAAAUCUGUCUAUGUAUUA